AUGGACCAGCUUAUGGCACUUCUCAUCGAACUCCCCCCGGAGGCACGUCUGCGCAAGGUCGGAUAUCCCUCUGAAGCUGACCUCACCGACGCCUCUGCCUACCCAUCAUGCCUUGUCCCCGAAGCUAUCACGUACGCCUUUGGCACAGAAGCCCACUUCGCAUUCCUCUUCAAGAUCUGUAUGCGCAAGUGUGAUGAGAACCCGAUCUGUCUGUUUUCUCCCGUUCGUGGUCUUCGCGCUGAAACACACCAGCCGAUAUGGGGCCACACUUUCUGUAUUGAGCUUUGCCGCCUCAUGUCGCACCCUGUUUUUGAAAUGGAGGGUACCAACAACCUCACUCUGAUUCUUCAGUAUGCCGUCAUCUGCCGCACCGAUGAUAGACGCCCUUGGAAGAUGCCCCCCAUCCCGGACGUGGAUCCGCUCAAGCAACUUCGCGGCGUCAUGGAGCUGUGCUCAGGACCUGUGUCAACUCCCAUCUCCGAGAUCUUCGCAAGUCAUUGCACGAACGAAAGUCCUCCAAGCUGCAUCAAAGCUCGUGACCUCACCGCUGACGAUCCCCUCUACCGGGAACAGCAGGACGGAAUCAAGACCUACCUGACAGAUCCCAAACACUUGAUCUUUGUGAUGCUGCAGCUCGCCAAGGUCGUUCAAGAUUCUCCGAAGACGGAUGGUCCUUACAUCACGAAAGAGCGUAGCUUCGAAGUGUACAGUGUGACCACGCUUGAUCUUCAGAACAUCCGCAAGGCCCUUAACACUAUGGAACUUCACUGCGGUGAGGGUAGUGAGGCGGGCUUGUUUGAAUUUCCUACGGAUAUCAUCUUCCCCCGCUAUGUGGCUAAGACUGGGGUUGAGAACGAUGCUCCUCGUGACUCGGAAGAACUGUCAGAUCUGAUCGUGGCAGGAUCCAUGAAGAGAGAACGGGAGAUCUUUGACACCAUUCUCGGUCGCAAUCGACAGUGA
Messenger RNA from Fusarium oxysporum Fo47, 960 nucleotides. RefSeq lists its product as uncharacterized. The transcript has a single exon. The record is from RefSeq and is a predicted model, not a curated record. The coding region runs from base 1 to 960 and encodes 319 amino acids. NCBI's taxonomy places the organism in Eukaryota, Fungi, Ascomycota, Sordariomycetes, Hypocreales, Nectriaceae.